This is a messenger RNA of Fibroporia radiculosa, 1176 nucleotides long. RefSeq lists its product as uncharacterized. Gene Ontology annotation, molecular function: pectinesterase activity. The record is from RefSeq and is a predicted model, not a curated record. Bases 1 to 1176 code for a protein of 391 amino acids. Gene Ontology annotation, biological process: cell wall modification. The transcript has 3 exons. Lineage: Eukaryota; Fungi; Basidiomycota; Agaricomycetes; Polyporales; Fibroporiaceae.
AUGGUUUUCUCACUUGCGCGGGCAUUUGUCUCUUCCCUCGCUGUUCUCGUCCUGUGCGACUCUGUAUGGGCUGGCCGCGCUGAAUGCCAAUACCCUACUGCUGACCCUUUAUCUGGCUGUGCGGCUGAUACGCUUCUCGUCGGUCCUCCGGGCACUGCCAAUGUCGACUUUACCACUGUCCAGUCUGCCGUCCUCAGUCUUCCAAAUGACACCACACCAUACACCAUCCUUGUGCUUCCAGGAAACUAUACCGAGCAGGUUAACGUUACUCGCCCUGGGCCCGUCACCCUUCUGGGCCAAACUGUUGCCCCCACUGACCGCACCCAAAACGCGGUGAGCAUCGUGUGGGCGGCCAUCGCGGGCACCGGGGACAACGCGUACACGAGCACGCUCACCGUCGCGCCUACGCUCAAUGCCAGUUUGACGGGUGCAGGGCCGGAUGGAAACACAGUGCCUCCCGGGACGCCUUUUGGGAAUGUAGACUUCCGCGCGUACAACAUCGACCUCGUUAACGACUACGCACCGUACUCCGAUGACCCCAGCCUCGCGAUUAGCAUCAGCUAUGCCAACGCUGGAUUCUACUACUGCGGUUUCUACAGCUAUCAAGACACGAUCUACAUUGGUAAACUUGGAAAUACGUACAUAUACGACAGUGAGAUCGCCGGCCAGACAGACUUCCUGUAUGGGUUUGGGACGCUCUGGGUACAGUCUUCGCUGCUCUCCCUGCGCAGUUGCGGCGGAGGGAUCACGGCAUGGAAGGGGACGAAUACGACCUUUGUGAACUCCUACGGAGUGUAUAUCGUGGACAGCGAGGUGCGGAAGGCGAACUCGAGUCUGAACAUUGAGGGUCAGUGUGCUCUGGGCAGGCCAUGGAACGCACAGGACCGCUCAAUCUUUGCGUACACGUAUCUCGAUAACAGUAUUGAGCCGUCAGGCUACAUCCCUUGGGCAGGUGUCGCAGGCGGGCGAAUCGAUUUCAACACGACGAUGGCCGAAUUCCGCGACUACGGCCCUGGAUUCAACCUCACCGGGCGGGAGGAAGCGGGCAUUACGCAACUGAUGACUCCCGAGGAGUACGCGCCGUACGAUCGCGUCGAAAAAGUGUUUCAGUAUCCGUUCAGCGGGGAGUAUGGCAACGUCGCCUGGAUCGACCAGACGCCAUGGGUGCUGUGGUGA